UUCUUUUCCUUAUAUUCUUGUUUGGAUUAAACCAAUUGAUCACACCAACGACACUUCUGCUCAGCACUAAUUGAGCCAUCAUAUAUUCAAUUGUAUAUACUGUAUACUGAUACUACUCAUUAUUAUUGACACAAACCAUUUACAGCUAGUUGACAUCUCUCUUUCAAUCGACUGUCAAUAAAGCUGCCAACAAACGCAUUUGAUACUCCAAUAACCCAAAUGUUUCUUCUCAAAUUAUUUAUUCACUAUUUCGGCUGUAGGUGGAAGUGGGUUUUAUUCAAUCAGCGUUCAUCAGUGACUUUUUGAACUUUAUAAUGAUCAAUUCGACAGCCAACAUGUCUUGGAAAGGAAUUUUUGUAAUACUCUCUGCAUUAAUGCUUAAACGCUCGGAUAGUUUGAUUUAUUCAAACAUGUCGACCAAUUUAGGUCUUGUCCACUCCGUCUCUUAUCCCGUUGUAGAGUACCUGCCUGAACGUAGCAUACUCAUAGAUUGGUGCUUUCAAAUGUCCUACACUUUACCGGGUUCAGUUUCGGCUUUUUAUAACAUACCAAUUUGGCCUGGAAUACAGAAUCCGAAACCGCGUAGUAAGCGUAGAGUUGACAGCGAUAAUGACAGUUUGGAAGUGCAAAAACAUUUGCAGUGGUUAGAUAAAUAUGAUCGUAAGAUAAAUGUAAAUCAGCAUCCGAUGGACUUAACGGCUGGGGAGCUUUAUCAAGGCAUCGAGGAUUAUUUUUCGAGCUUCGGUGUACAUGAAACCUGUCUUCUACGCAGCGUUUGCGAGCUAGCACAACAUCCAUUUGACGAUAACCACCAUACAAUUCUCACGGAACUAUUGACAUUUAUAUUGACGCCAUCUCUGCAUCAAGGUUUCACCAAACAUGAGAAAAUUUACCGGGAGGCGUACGAAGCUGCCGAACUACAUGGGUUUUUAGGCGAAAAUUGUGCUAUUCUAUAUUCCGAAUGCGAAAGAGAUAUUUUAAGUGAUGUAACAAAAAUUAUAGUAAUAAAUGAUUAAUUAAU
Bactrocera oleae (olive fruit fly) is the source of this 1021-nucleotide messenger RNA. RefSeq lists its product as uncharacterized. Lineage: Eukaryota; Metazoa; Arthropoda; Insecta; Diptera; Tephritidae. The record is from RefSeq and is a predicted model, not a curated record.